Molecule: messenger RNA, 1042 nt
Organism: Camellia sinensis
Lineage: Eukaryota; Viridiplantae; Streptophyta; Magnoliopsida; Ericales; Theaceae
Product: cold-regulated 413 inner membrane protein 1, chloroplastic
Cellular component (GO): membrane
Source: RefSeq, a predicted model, not a curated record
ACUUGACCAGUUUAUGACCCCAACGCAACACUGACUCUCUCCGUCUCCCUCUCCCUCUCUCUCUCUCUCUCUCUCUCUCUCUUCCGGCGAAAACCGAAAGACAAACACUAGAAACAAGAUGCUGGCUCUUUCUCUCUCCUCUCCACGGCCUUUCUCUCUCUACAACAAACACACUCUCUCUCUAAAAUCUCCGCCUCAUGAGAGUAGGCUUCUGCAUCUCGCUCCAGACUCGAGCUUCCUUCACUUCAACCACUUCAGAGUUUCGAGGAACUGUGAGGGGAUGAUGAUGAUGAAGAAGAAGAAGCGAGGACGAUUGGGUCCUGUUUGUUACUCUGCGCCUUUCACUCCUCGCGACCUUCAAUGGAUCUCCACCGUUUCCACCGCGGUCUUAAUGUUUGCAAAGGGAACUGCCAUUAACAAAUCCUUUCUUGUGCCUUUUUUUGCUCUACAAGCACCUCCAAGCAUCAUUUCAUGGAUGAAGGGUGAAUAUGGUAUUUGGGCUGCAUUCUUGGCACUUCUUGUUCGUCUCUUCUUCUUUAUUCCUGGUGAACUCGAAUUGCCUUUUGUAAGUCUACUACUGGUGAUUUUGGCUCCUUAUCAGCUUAUGAACCUAAGGGGAAGACAAGAAGGUAUCAUUAUUUCUUUAAUAAUUGCGGGGUAUUUGGCAUUCCAGCAUUUCUCGUUGGCGGGCAGCUUGAGAAGGGCAUUUGACCAAGGUUCAAUUGUCGCCACCCUAACCAUCAUUUGCAUGUCUGCUGUGCCAUGCUUGUGCUUGUUCCUGAUCUGACUUUAAUGUCAAAUUCUAAAGAGAUCCUUUCAUUUCUUUGUAAAUCGUAGUACUCGUGAAGAAGACAAGUUAGAGAAUGAUUGUGAUAUCUAGACCUUUCGUAUGUAGGUUAAGAGUUCUGAUGAAUGUCUUUUGUCUUUGCUAGACAAUAAAUUAUGUAUUUUGUGCUUUUGCAUUUGUUCAACAAAAGAUAGAUAUUCGUUACCAAAAAAAGAAAAGAAAAAUGAUAAAAUAUAAUUCUAUUGCUUGCUCAUU